Messenger RNA from Caenorhabditis auriculariae, 12648 nucleotides. Lineage: Eukaryota; Metazoa; Nematoda; Chromadorea; Rhabditida; Rhabditidae. The record is from the annotation of a GenBank genome assembly.
AUGGACACUUACGUCAGGUUAGUCUUAAAAUUUGAAAAAUCUUCAAAAAUGAGUACCACUCCUUCGAAAAUAGGAAAAAUUGUUUUCGUGACCUGAAAUUUCUUCUUCCAUCUUCCAAAUAAUUUUCCUUUUUAUUGCUUUCUGACCCUCUUAUUUUUUAUUAUCGAACCGUUGAGCUUCUAUCUGCAUCUUCGCGAUUUUGUUUUUAAAUUUUUCCAGCGUAAACUCGUUCAAAAUUAGUAUUCAAAGAUAGUCAAAAAAAUUUCCGAUGGCUUAAAAAAUUCUGAAGUUGACAUGAAUGGAAUAAUUCAGUUUCUUGGUACCGUAAAUUACACUACCUUCGUUUUUCAUCUUUCAUUUUACUGAUAUAACUUCUAAAUUCUUAUUAUAACAGUUUAUUUUUUCAUGUCAAUGAACAGACAAAAGCUCUCUAAAAGUGUCGCCAAUCUGCUGAAAACCAUGGGAAAUUCUGAAAAUGGCUCAAAACAGACCCAUGUUUUGUUAUCGAAUAUUACCAUGGUUAGACGUUCUUUGUGGUUUUUAGAGAAGCGAAUUUAAGAAUCCCACUCUUGAAAAUAAGAAAUUCUUCCGUUUGAGGAUGGGUUCUCUAUCCUAUACUUCAACUAAUUUCGAAGCCACUCUUUAAAAAAAUUUAAAAGUUUCGAGCAUUUAUUAUAUAGUAUAUAUAGUACGAGCAUAUAUAGUAUAUUUCGAGCAUUUAGCGUUAUAAAAACUUCCAUUUCAAAGAUGAACAUCAAAGUUCUUCAAUGUGACCCAUCCGGCAAUAAGUCUUCCAGCCGAACUUCUGUUUAGGUUGCUCAGGAGUCAUCUGUCACCCCAACGGAGAAAUAUCACGGUGUCUAUCAAAUGUUGCUCUGCUGUAAUAUAAACUUGCACUCUCGGGUUAACCCAAUCACAUAAUUUCUCUCUUUUUUCCGACAACAGGUGCUCAUCUUUUGCUCUUUAGCUUCUUUGCAGAAAAUCGUGCCCUUUUGAAAGGAAAAGGAACGUGUAGGAAUAAAUUGUACCUUGGGAGGGUCUGACGGAUAUGAGAAGCACUAUAUCAGAGAAGAUGGACAAGUCAUUCGAGGGCCCAGUCGCUUACCUAUUCAUGUCCUUUGCCAGUUUAUUCGUCUUCGCUUUCUCUGAAUCACCUCGAUGCUUUCAUCCUUGAAAAAUUCAUCGAAGCACAAAAAGAAAAGUUUUUUGGAGCUCCCAGUGAUAAAAUGAAGACAGUACUUUCGGAUUUCUCUCGAGUACCCCCACAACAAAAAUUUCGAAAAUAAACUUCAGAAUUUUUGAUUUUGGCUCUAAAAAAGUUUUAUCUGUUAGAAAUUAAGAAGAGGAAAUAAUGGCUGUAACAGAUAAAUUGAAUAGCGAAAACUUGUCACGGAGCUUGAAAAUUCACUUCGAAGUGAUCACUUCAAUUUGAUUAAAACUGCGCGGGACAGUGCGCAACGGUUGCCACUCUGCGUCGUUCUGCUGGAAAUCUCGCCUUUAUUUUUUUUUUUACAAAAAUUCAAAUUUUACGAUCAGAGUUUAAAGUUUUUGUGUUUUUUUCCAUUGAAUCUGUAUUUUUUUUCUUUUUGAUGAACAUAUAAUAUUGGUAAGUUAAUCAAAAUCGUUUUGAAUCAUUAAUACCGCAAUGUAAAUUUUAAAUGUGAGUAAUAAAAAAAUAGCUUCAUUUUUUUAUAACUCUUCUAUAGAUUUGAAAUCAUAAGUGGAGGCCCAGUUCUUUGUAUUAACUUUUAAUUUUUAAUUUUUUUUCAUACUCAAGCUCGUAUUUUCUUUCGAAACUUGCUUCAGUUUAGCAUCGGCAGCUGUUUUUUAACAGAAAUAUUCCAAUUUAUUUUUUUUUCCAGUUGUAGAUUGGAGAAGAAUCGUCACUAUGAGGUCGAGAUCUGCAGGGUGAUGGACGUCAAGCAGAAAUGUCGCGAUGUGAGUCCCACUUUUUUUUGGAUUUUUUUCUUUUAACCAAAAAUCCGUCAAAAAAAUUUAUUAUAAAAAAAGUUGCAAUAGCCCUAAAAAAAUACGUUUUUCAAAAAGUUUCUAUCUGUGGUGAUUCACUUAGCCAACAGCUGGAUGAUUAGCAAAAUCGUGAUUGGUUGGAAGUUUUUCGAGUCGCCGGGGACCAUUUACGCGCUGUUUUGUCCUCAGCUUUGGUCUUUUGCGGUUGCAAAAGAGCCGAAUUGGAAGCCGACGUCUUCUUGAUGAGACCAGGAAAUUUCAUUGCAAUUCCGCUGUCGGAUAAGACUCUCGAGUGUUCGGCUCACGUGUUCCUGAGUUAGUGCGGGUAAUUGGGGAAAAUAAGAAGUCUGUUGGUUUUUUUUGUAGCCUGCAGAAUGGAACUUGUGGCUUUCUUUAUUUUUUCUUUUUUCAAAUAUGAUAUAAUCUGUUGAAAAAUUUUCUUUGCAUUCGAUUAAAUUUUUCGAUGACGAUUUCGGACUUCUGCGGACGUUUUUUUUUAGGUUUUAAGAAUUAUAAUAUUCAUCAUUUUGAACAUGAAGGUCUUCGUUCUUGGCACAUCUUGGCACACGAUUUGGCCAAACGAGUCUUGAAAAUACUUAGCAAAAAUUGAGAAUCCGGCAAACUUCAAGGCUUCCUAGUUUGCUAUUCGAAAAAAUGAAGAAUUCACAGAGUAUUAUUUUAAUUUUUUCAGGCCUGUUCCACUAAAUUUAAAUAUUUUGAGUAGAUUCACCUUCCCAUUAAAGCUUUUUUCAAACCUGAAUAUUUCCAUUCAGAAUUCGAAGCUACCCAUUGAAGCGUUCUUCUUGCCUAUUUCUUUGUCCGAUUCGAACAUGGAGUCAAGUGACAACAGUAUAGAUCCGCAAUAUUAUUAAGUGCGUGGAGGGCCGCCGCGGCUCGAAUUUCGCCGCACUUUUGCUCCACUUAUCAAGCGUACAGCCUUCAGUCCGUCAUUUCCUGACGCCAGUUCCUCCAGAAAAGGAUGAUCUUCCGGAUUGGGAAAAAAAAGAUGAAAAGAGCGACCCCGGCGGCCGGAUAAUGCGAUUGUCUCCGUGCACUAGGCUCCAAUUGCGGAGAGUUCACACGUCGUCUUCUUUCUUUCUAAUUACACUUUUUCGAGUUAUGAAAGGUCGAAGAUGGCUUGAGCAAAGUAAAUACACCAAACACUUGAAGAGGUCUCUGGGGUCUCGGAUUUGUGGGCGUGUACUGGGUUCACACUAGAAUAGCUUCGUGUUCUACGUGAUUUCUGCGAGUUGAAUGAGUUUUUGAUGAAGAACCUGACUAGAAGCUAAUGAAUAUUCCGAAUGGUUAUGAAGAGAAAGGAAUGGAAAUAAAUCGAUGAAAAAAAUAAGUUCCAAAUAUAAUUUUUCUUUUUUUAAACCUCUGAAGUUGAAUAAAUUAUUUAUAAAAAGGACGUCGGUUUUUUUCUAAGGGUGAAAACUAUAAAAAUUUGAAGAAUAACAAACUUUAUCGAUUUUUUUACCUUUUUCAAAGCCAUUCAAAAAGUGGAAUAGCCAUAUCAAACCCCAGUUUCAUAUUUUUUUAUUUCCUCAAUACAGGUUUCGAAUUAAAUGAACAGUUAUCAAAAAUAGUUUUUUUCUUAUCUUUUUGGUAUUCAAAUUGAUCGGUCUGAGAAAAAAAGGGUUGGUUAAAAUGUGACUCGUUUUAAUUUCUCGAACAGAUGCUUAAGAAAUUUUAAGAGGCUUUGAACCAGAAAAACUCGAAUAAAAGAGUGGUUUCAUUGUUGGUGAUUAUUUUGAAGUUCAACAAAAGUUGAUGAUUUCGAUGAAUAAAUAUAAGAAUAACUAUUAUAGAUCUGGUAGGGAAUUAGUUCAAAAAUAAAGUCUAUUGGUAAUUUGAAGGAAAAUUUCUGACAAUUCUUAGAAAAGGCGGCAAACAUAUCUGGAAUUUAUUGGUUAAUAAUUGGACAAGCAAAACUUAUUUUUUGGGAAUCUACCAAAAAGUCUGUAAAUUCUUCUUACUUAGUUUCUGUUUCAUAUGAUUUAGUUUUCAAAAAAACUGCGAGAAACAGAAAGUACCUAACAGAGAAGAAGUCGAAAAGGAGGCCGGCUGCCUAUAAAAGGAUGGGAGAGGUCCAGUCGGACACGCCCCUCCGGAGACGACUUCCGAGGCAUUUCUUUCGACGCCGCCGCUGCCUCCUUUUCUCUCUUAAUUCUUUGUCAUUUAAUCAGCUUCCAAUGGUCUUCCAUUCUCAAACGGCGCGAGCCUCGAAGAAGAAAAUCGACCUCGCUGAGGUAACCCUUUUUUUCGAGUUUUCGUCCACGAGGAAGUCGGAACAAAGCUGUUUUUCACUCCCUAAUACGUUUGAUGACAUCCAUUCCACGCUUCUCAGGCUUAGUACAAGGAAGUACCGAGAAAACAAUUAAAUAAAUCGUGGACAGUAAAUUUAGCUGGUGUAAAAUCCAAAUAAUGGUCUUGCUUUUUUUUUAAAGUUUUUUAUCCCUGUAGACGUGAAGACGUUUUUUUUAAGUUAGGAAUUUCAGUCUCGAAAACUCAUAUUUCCUCGAUUAAAAGGGUUACUAGGAUUUCUUUAAAAAAAACUAGGGGCAAUUUUAUAAGUUAAUAUCGAGCUAGAAAGGUAAAGGUUUUGAGUAUAUUGCAAUAACUGCGUCCAGUAUCAUUUGAAGGAACUAUCAAAUAAAAGUUACAGAAUGGUUAACGAUAACAAUUGAGUUCUCAGUUUAUUCGGCUUCAAAACGACCUUUUUCGUACUUUUCUGAAACUUUUUCUGCGGAAAGGAGCACUCGUUCAGCCACAUCUAUGAGCUCUCCUCUUGCCAUAGAAUCCGGAAAACAAAAAAAAAGCUACAUCGAGGCGUUUAUCUCGUUGGGCGGAAGAUCAAAAAGUAAGAAUGGAAAGAGAAAAAAAGAGCCCGAAUAAUGAGUCGACGUGAUAAGGGCGGUGAAUUUUCGGGAGCCUCGGGGGAGUCCGGCGGAUGGACAUGUGACCUUCGACGUUCCUGGACUCGCUGGAGAAUUCCUUCCAUGGCUACAUUACGUUCUCCUCCUCUUUUUCUUUGCUUUCCGAAAGCUUCUCGAGGGAGGAUGACGUAGUUAGAGCUCAUUCACUCUUGUAUGACACCUUUUUUUUUGAAUUAAUUGAAAAUCUAUUUUGCGAACAUAAUAAAAAGACUGAGAGCUAGAACGAAGUUAUUUUCUCGAAAAAAAAACUGAAGAUGAGUGGAAAAGCCCAUAAAGAUGAUGAAGGACAGAGCUAAGGAGCUUUUGAAAGAAAUAUUGUGCUUUACCGAGGAAUUUUCUGGCGGAUAGCUCUCUCUUUCUCUCAUUCACCUCCGGGAGAGUUAAUUUUUGCAGAAAACAAAAUGAGUCUAGAAAGUGUUUCCUUUUUUACACAAUCCAGAAAAUCCGUGUUUUAGAAAAUAAGCAUCGUUUUGGAUUGGAUGAGUGUAUGGCAAGGAAUCUUGAGUUUCGAAUAGAUUUUCACGUCUUUUUUGCAGUUGGCCCCGUACGCCUUGCAUCUGGCGAUGGUCGGCGCCGUGGCGGUGUACGUGGUCGCCGGAGCGUUCGCCAUCCGACAAAUUGAGGGAACUCUGCGACAAGAUCUUCAGGUUCUCUUAAUAAAUCAUUUUGUUGUAUUUUGAUCCAUCUCAGCUUGAUUUUUGUCCAAAAAGUUUUUUUUUACAAAUUCCCUUACAAAACAGUUUAAGAAAACUGAUAUUAUCAUUUUUGGUACUAGAAAUUGGUGUGGAGACUCCUUCAAGGCUCAAAUCAAAGAAUAGAUCAAAAACCGUGAAAAGUUGUUCAGAAGACAACAAAGUAAGAACUGUUGUUGACCUCCAGAAGACAUCUUCUAAUAGUGUCUCGCUGCAAGACUCGGGCGGGAAAUUCGAAUUUGUGAGAUUCAGACGCAACUGCAGGAGCCGACGAGCGACGUCGCCUCGAGACGGAAGCGAUACGAGGAGCCGCAGACCCUCCCACGUGCGUUUUUCUCCCCUUUUCUGUCUUUUGCUUCCACCUUUGAAGGUUCGAGUUUCCCGGCGUGACGGAGUGAAAAGGAUUACUUGUGAAAUUCAAUCUCGAGAAAAAGUAGAAUAAUUUCAUGGGAACUCCUUUCAAGAACGCGAAAAGUCCCCUUAAAUUUAAACGGGUGUUCAAACGUCGAAAAGAAAAGUUUUGGAGUGGAAAAAAAUCAUUCAUUUCUGAUAGCUGAUUUUACUAUCAAUAACAUUAAAAUUUGAAAAGAGUAAAAAAUAAUUGUUCAAUAGGCUGUAACUUUACGUAUAAUCAAAUUUGACUAUGAAAUUAAAAAUUCUUCCAAGCUCUUCAUUAACAGAAUCAUCUCCAAAACUUUCUUCCUUUUUUUCGUGUUUUUUAUUUAAUUAUUUCUGAUAUUUUUGGUUCUUCGUCUCUAUGUGUAACUUAUAAAAAUAUUUUAUACCCUUUUGAAUUAAUUCAAACGAAAAAUUCUAACAUGGGGCUCUCCUUUAUUAAGCCGUCAAUUUCUAAAACGAAAAAAUCGGCUGAGAGCUGACUUUUCAUUCAAUUUAAUUCAAAUCCGUUGCUUGAAUAUUAUAGAAGAAUUAGGCUUGCAGUUUCCAGAAAAAAGUCCCCUCUCCAAAACUGAAAUUAACAGCUCAAAUGCAUUUUCAUACAUUUUCCAGUAGGUUUAUCAUUCGAAAUAUUCUUUCAAGACACCCAUUCCAAAAAAAAGAUUCUGCGGUCCACUUUCUUGAGUUUUUUCAACCCAAAGUACACUCUUAAAGAGGGAAAAAAGAAGUGAAUGAUGAGGUCCGGGGCCUCGAAUUCGUGUCCAAAUGGACGAAAACAUUGGCUCUUCUGGGGCCUCGUUUGUCAAUCCGUCGUCCAAAAAUCCGUUCGCAUGUGUCACUAUAUUUGGCAGACAACGCCUCUUCUUUUUUUCUCAAAAGCUCAUUUCAAUGAGGAAUUUAGUGGACGACCUUUAAAAUGUCCAAUUUCAGGGGAUGCGACACGGCGAUGUGUCGCCGAAGCUCUGCAAAAAAUCGCCGCUACGGGCAACUGCACAAAAAUUUUUGUGAGUCUUGCUCAUGAGAAAAAUUAAUUAAUCGAAAAAGAAAAGAAAGAGCAACAGAAGAAAAACUAAUUUCUCUCUAUUAAGUUGUCGGGUCGUCAUGUGCGGUGUUCCCAAAGACGUAAAAGCUUUUUUUGCAAAAAAAUCAUUUUGACGAAAAAAAUGAGCAUUUCGGCAGGAAGACUUUUGUUUUAAAACAAAAUUUGAAAAUCAUCCAAAAAAUGUUAUCAGUCAUAUCGUUUUUUUAGUAGCCUUUUCUGAAGUCUGUUAUGACAAGACGAUGUUCAAACAACUAUUGUGUUUUUUUGGAAAAAAAUAAAAAAAUAAAGGUUGGAAGUGACACAAUUUUUUUGUUUUUUUCCUGCUUUUUGACUUCUCAGGAAGAAAUUAGCCGGCUACAUGAAAAAUAAGUAAUGGCUAGAGGUCCAAAAAAAUGGCCGAAAAAAACUGAUAAAAUAAAAACGAUCUUUUCUGAUGAAAAAAAGGCUUAAAUAACAUAAACUUUAAAAAAAGAAGAAAUUUUAGAGUUCUUUCAAACACGUUCCGAUUUAUAGUACUUGAAAGGCGGUUAUUUCAAAAUUCGGAAACCAAGAUUUUUUUUCAAUUUUCAAUCGGAGAAAGACAAAAACUAUCCAUUAAAUUUCCUGUAAAUAUGACUUUCAUUGCUUCGUUUUCUUUUUUCCUUUUUCGAAUGUUAAAUUAAAUUUUCAGCAAGAGUUGCACGUGCUGGACGCCUGUUACUACGACCGGCUGAGUCAUGGCGCGGCGUCGGCGACUCCAGACGCCGAAGGUGAGCCCGAGAUGGUCCCGAGGGACUUCCUUUCCUUCAAAUAGAAGCCGCUCCGCCUGGGGAUAGUUAACGCUCGAUUUAUGGAGGCCAUGAAACUUUUGCGCGUAUCACAACUUUCGGGAUUCUUUUUUUCGUCGAAGCAUUUGAGAACCAUGAUAAUUUAUCUCAAGGAGAUCUUUGAGACCAUAUAUGACGACUUCACAAACUGUGGAAAGGCAUUUUUAUUUCUUAAAUUAUUUUCGAGGUUCUCGAGUUUUCGAGGGGAGAGGGGGUCAUUUUGGCAAAUAGUAAAACUUCCAAAAUCCACAUAUAGCUAGACGGAAAACAAGAUGAAAGGAAUAAAUGACAUAUUUACUCUCGAAUUUUCUUCUAGAAAACAUCUCCAGAGUCCCACAGGACUUCUUGACCACUUGAAUGUUUUCAGGGGACCUGACAACUGAUGUGACUUCUUGACCAUUUUGUUUUGAACUUGCAAAAAAUACUUCCGAGUAGAAUCUGCAAAAAAUAUCAUGGCGUUUUCCAGUCUCGGUUGUGAACUUGAAGACGUCAAACUCGUCGAAAGGGGAAGACCAAGACGUCUACGUCUUCUGGACCGUCAUGGACUCGGUCCUCUUCUGCUUCACUGUCAUCACUACCAUAGGUGAGGGGCGAAAACAAGGAGAAAGAUUCAAGAUAAAACGAAAGUUGUGAAAAAAUAGGGCUCUUAUUCAAGACCUGGAAAAAUAAUAUAUACGAUUGGUUUUUCAUAGUAUAGUUUCGGAAAAUAAUAUUCGUAAGUUUUUGUAAAAUUUGACGGAAAUCCCAUUCCAGUUUACCAGUUAAAAUAUGGCAGCGUCUGAUUUUUGACUCCGACUCAGACCAAUUCCCUUGAUUAAGACCGAUUCUCUCGUUUUACGCAGUAAAUAACCUCCUUUAGGAUAUAGACUACCUAGUUUUCCUUUCACCAACAAAAGUGAAAAAAUAAUUAUGAUUUCGGUGUUUCAAAUAGAUUUAAACCGCAACGCGACUGCGCCUAUUCGAACCAUUCCAAAUGCGACCAAGUCUUAAGCCCAUCUUGCUGCAGGAUACGGUAACGUGGCGCCGCGAACGUUUUACGGACGGCUUUUUGUGAUUUUGUAUGGACUGGUGGGAGUGCCGUUCACGAUGUUGGCCAUCGCCAACCUCGGAAAGUUCUUGGCGACCCUCCUGAAAUCCUGGGCGCGUCCAUUCGUCCGAUGCUUCCGGUUGGUUGAAAUGAUCUUUCAGUAGUAGACAAACUCAAGCGUUAAUCAUUUAUUUAAACUUAAUUUUGAAACUUUUUCCUAAAAUGAUCAUCGAACUUUGUGAAUUUACAGUAAGCUGAAAAAUAAAUGUUGUGGGAGCAAGGAGGACACGAACAAUAAUGAAGCCAAGGAAAAGCAGCAUCUGAUGGAAAAGUCAAGGAAAAAGGUCGGCUUUCGGAUAUAAUUUCCAUCUUGACAGUAUUUUUCAGGCCAAAAAGAUUGAGGAAGACAAUUCGAUGAGUGAAGACGACGAGGAGCCCGAAGAAAACGAAGGUUCGAUCUUACACAUGUUCAAAUUUAUACUUUACCUUCAGAAUACGACACAUUCAUUCUUUUUCUGGCCUUCGUGAUCUACAUCGUCGUCGGCUCCCUCGUGAUAGCCGCCUACGAACCAGAAAUGGACUUUUUCGAGGUCGGACCAAUCUUCGAGAAAUUUGUCAUCGUUCAGGAUGUUGCUAAGCUGAGAACAUCGUGUUUGAUCUCCAGAGUGCCCUUGGAGCAACUUUCCAACCGAGAGAACCGCUCCCACUCAAAAAAGAGCGCAAAAGACAUAACUCAUCGGGUUGCAAAAAAAAAGACGCUUGUUUUUGGCGAAUCAAGGGUGGACGCGACUUGUCACUUUGGCGCCGGCGCGGAUUAUGGGGCCAAGGAAGCAGUGAAAAAUUGGCUUUCGCUUAAAACCUCUUGCCGGAUUUGCUUUCCGGAGCAUCGCGUGUACCUAUUUUUCAAAACUGAGAAAAAUAACCCGGAAGAGGAUUCAUUUCUUUGGAAGUCAUUUUUCUGGUUCAGGUUUCAUUUUAUCUAUUAUCAGCAGUUAACAUAGGGAAAACGCAAACACUCAGAAUGGACUUAAAAAUAUGUUGCCUGAACAUUUAUCAAUAGUUCAAAAGACCUUAUUAAACUUCAAUAGCCUUAUAUUGGAAUUUAUUUCUAACUUUUGAGAAAAAAACUUGAUAAGAACGGUUGAAGAAGUUAGAAAGAAAUUCCUAAUGAGGAUAAAAUUUAAAGUUUUCAAGGUUUUGGAAGGUCCUUGAAUACUUUUGUUGCUUUUUUCGCAAUUAUUCCCAUGAAUGAAAGAAAAUAUGUACGUUUAAUGGGAGAAAAUCAAAAUAUUCGAACUCAUAUACCUUUUAACUUCAUUUUUUUUUCCAGGCAAUCUACUUCAAUUUUGUCACAUUGACAACCAUCGGAUUGGGUGAUUUGGUGCCUCAGAGCCAGACUUACUUGGUUCGUUCUAUUAAGCACUCUCUGAUUUUUAUGAAUUCUUCUUCGUUUUGUUGAAUAAAGAGACGUUUCAGGUGAUCACUCUGAUAUAUUGCGCGGUCGGUCUGGCCCUGACGACGAUCGCGAUAGAAAUCGCGGCGGACACGCUCAAAAAACUGCAUUAUUUCGGCCGGAAACUCGACAACGUGGCCAAUGUUCAAGUUUGGUUCGGAGGCAAAAAGUAAUUUCGAAUCUUUUUAUUGCUUUGAAAAAUAAGAAAAAUGUCAAGGAUAUCGAUGAAGGCGCUGGUGAAGAACCUCGGCGACCAGUUCAACGUUCCGAUCGAGGAGCUGGAGAACCUCGACCUGGGCAAGUUCGUCGACGACGCGAUUGCAGUCGAAGAAGGCGCUCUGGCCACUCUUCGUGUCUGUUUUUUGCACAUUUUUCAGUUUUUCUGCAAUUUUGAGAGAGAGCCGAUAAAACUAUUCACUGGAAAAAAUUUUUCAAUUUUCCGAGUUUCCAACCUUUUCUUGCGAGUUUGGAAAUUUGUGAUUUUUUCAAAUAACUUUCCGAAGUUGUCCUCGAGACCUGAUUCCUCCCAGUCAUCCUAGCUAAUAAUCCUUAUUUCAAAGAAAGUGAAAAUCCGUAAAUUGUUGGGAUCUCAAGAAGUUCAUAUUAGUAGAAUAGAAAGAUGAGGACAACAUUAUUUGGAGUUACGACUUUUGCAAACCAUCCUAAAACAAACUCUGAAAACAUGUUUUUAACGAUUUUUAACUUGCAAAAUAUAAGAAGCCUCGACAAAGGUAAAAAUUAAACUUUGAUUCAUAAAGUAUAGUUGGGCCACGAAAAACCUAUGAUGUGAUUUUCAAACUUUCGAAGUACCCAAAAAGUUGAACCCUAGAAAUUUUCUUCAUUUGCAGAACGAACGCGCAUGGAUGAACUCGAACUACUGGAGGGCGAUCGAGAGCGGCUCGAUGCAUUACGUCGACGACGACGACCUCGUCACACUCCGCUCCAACCGUAACUAUUACUCAGAGUUCUGAGAGACGGGCUUUUCCCGGGCUCUUCCCGGGAGUCUUGCGGGUCUCUUCUCUAUCCUUGCUGCCUUUAUUUGGACGAUGUCCGUUCGUAAACGCAUGAGUUGCCUGCGUAUUUUCAGGUUUUCCAUCUGUGUUAUUCAUCGUGAAGAUAUGACUUAUUGUAUGGAUGUCCCCAAAUAUGCCUCAUUUUCUCAAUUCUACUUCAUUGCUCUGCCGAAAAGUUUAAGGAACCUUGCCAGUCCAUUGAAUGUUUUCUAAACCUUAUGGUUAUUCAUCAUCUCUCCUCAAUCAUAAAGGACCUCACUCAAUUAAGUUUCGAUCAAAGAAUAAAACGAAGCAGAGACGGAAAAUUUGUUCUCUAUCUAUCUUCCUCAUUUAUCUCUGUCGUUUAAAUCUUUCAAUUCUCGAAUAGAAUUAAAGUGCACUUGAAGCGGCGCUCCUGCAUGUUACGCAAGGAAGAUGUUGUAAAAGAGCACGUUUCCCCCAUUAUCGAUAUAACCUGUAUCUGUGAAUAAUCAUCAUGAGAUCGUGUGUUGCAACUGGAAGUUUGAAUCGUGUGAUUCAAUAAAGUGUGUUUCCAGUGCAGAAUCGCAGGCAAAGAAUUUUUUUAAAAAAAUAUUAAAGUUUUUUUCUUAGAUUUGAAAGAAAAAAAUAUUUCAACGUUUUAAAGCUUCAGCUCACAAGAUAAUCGUUUUUUUUUCUAACAAGAAAAUAGUUCGAGGUCAUUUUUUCUCAAUAUUUUCGCGAAUAGCAGUCAUUUCAAUCUGAGCAUGAAUUUCUCAUUUGUAUUAAGCAUGUUGCUACUUCGAAACAGUUUUUCUCAAACUGAAAUUCUAUUUCAUUAAGGCAGCAUUUUUCGAAAAGGGAUUCUCUUUCAAAAAUCGUCGAACCGUUUCAGUAUCAGAAAGCGAGUCUCGUCAAUUUCUUCUAUCGGUGGCGCCUUCGCGGCCGUCGUCCGUCCAGCUGGUGACCGUGUGCCACGCUCCUUGCGUCCCCAGCCCACUUCUGGAAACGCCGCAGACGACGUCAUCCAGCGAAGUCGUCAACGAAUACAUCGUCCGCGCCGUCGUUCAGAUGCAGCCGGUGAGUCUUUCUUCAUCGAUUUGAAGCUCUCAAGAGUUAAGGCCUUCGGAGAAAGUGAGAUGCGGAAAAUGUCUGUUUCCCCUGACCUGGAGCAGCUUCUCCAAGCGCAUCGGAAGAAUCAACAAGGUAAGAAACUUUGCCUCGACAGCUUCUGACUGAAACUUUUGCAGAAGCGCGGAAGAAUGAAGGUCGAUGGAGCGAAGAAGCCUUACGAAGAUACGAAGAGUAUAGGAAAACAUGGAAGAAGUUUCGCCAUACACAGAGAAAGAAAUGA